AUGUCAUUCCCAACUGACUUCACACAAUCCACGCACAGGAAAAAAGAAAAUAAACAAAUAUUUCCUGCGAAUAACGGUAUUGGUAGAUAUAAUAGUAAUUACACACUCCCUUCAAUCGAUAUGUCAACACUCGGUUUUGCAAUCUUCGAAGAUGCACGUUGUGCUAUUUGCGAUGGCGAUUUGGAUCCUAGACAAAAUACUCUCCACAUCACAUCCAAACCCAACCCACCCAUUCAACUCUGCAUCCCCUGCCAAAAGCAAAUAACCCACCUAAAACUCGAAUACGAAAUCCUCAAACGCGAGAAACGAGAAAGGCAAAUUGAAGAGUUAAAGCAGGCCAUUGAGACGUAUGCUGCGCAGGCGGAGUUAAAGGAAGUACUUAAGGAGGGGAAUAGGGUUUUGAGGGGGGAGAUUGAGGAGAUUGGGGGAUUGGGUUUGAUGGGGAAGUGA
Sclerotinia sclerotiorum 1980 UF-70 is the source of this 450-nucleotide messenger RNA. RefSeq lists its product with no specific name. NCBI's taxonomy places the organism in Eukaryota, Fungi, Ascomycota, Leotiomycetes, Helotiales, Sclerotiniaceae. The transcript is spliced from 2 exons. The coding region runs from base 1 to 450 and encodes 149 amino acids. The record is from RefSeq and is a predicted model, not a curated record.